Messenger RNA from Darwinula stevensoni, 1530 nucleotides. Lineage: Eukaryota; Metazoa; Arthropoda; Ostracoda; Podocopida; Darwinulidae. The record is from the annotation of a GenBank genome assembly.
ACGGAGAAGGUGCUCGUGCACUUGGGGGCGAUUGCCAAGAAGGUUGCACCGACCCAAAUUCCCAUUGUGUCGCUAACCUGGGGUCACAAGGGAACGGGACCUGCAUGUGCAAUCCAGGAUACGUGGAAGAGGCUGACAUCUGCAGCCCUGCCGAAGAUCUACGAUGUCGCUGCGUGGACGGAUUCGUGGCGGACGCCGAAGGUUGCAGUGAGUGAGCGUGGAGAGAGGCUGGAAUCCUCUCGUCUCGCGGCUUCGCUGUGGAUGGAGGCUGGAAUCCUCCCAUCUCGCGGCUUCGCUGUGGAUGGAGGCUGGAAUCCUCUCAUCUCGCGGCUUCGCUGUGGAUGGAGGCUGGAAUCCUCUCAUCUCGCGGCUUCGCUGUGGAUGGAGGCUGGAAUCCUCUCAUCUCGCGGCUUCGCUGUGGAUGGAGGCUGGAAUCCUCUCAUCUCGCGGCUUCGCUGUGGAUGGAGGCUGGAAUCCUCUCAUCUCGCGGCUUCGCUGUGGAUGGAGGCUGGAAUCCUCUCAUCUCGCGGCUUCGCUGUGGAUGGAGGCUGGAAUCCUCUCAUCUCGCGGCUUCGCUGACCCCCCAAACUGGGUGAAGAAUGCGAUCCAGACGGGGAUCCAGUUUGCGAACAAAUCCCCAACGGAGGAGAAUGUCUUUUGAAUGGAGGCGGCUCACACACAUGCCAGUGCCAGAGUGGAUACGUGUCAGACGAUGGCGCCUGCAAAAAGCCAUUGGAAGGAGAUUGCACAGACUCCAUAGACUGUGUAUCGAAUGCUGCAUGUAACACGGACUCAAAGUGCGAAUGCAACCCAGGUUACGAACCAGAAAAGACUCCUGGCUUGUGCAGGAAGGUGAAUGCUAGCCUCCACGAGGAUUGUGACCCAGGGGGAGGAGCAUGUAUAAGUCCCAAUGCUGCAUGUGUUGGCGAUCCAGGCUUGGAAACCUGCUCUUGCAAACCAGGAUUUGUGGACAAUGAAGACAGCUGCAGACUUCCCAGUUUAGGUGAAGACUGCAUUCCUGCACCGGGACCUGCAUGUGAAGAAAUCCCUAACGGGGAAUGUCUCGGUAAUGAAGGAGGCCUUGCUACAUGCAAGUGUUUGAACGCAUUCGUGGAAGAUGGAGGCGCCUGCUAGAUACCAGUUGGAGGGGAAUGCGCCCAAUCGGACGAUUGCGUUGAUAAUGCCGUUUGCAACGAGACUACUAUCAAUCAAGUAUCCACGUGCAACACGGGAUUCGUGGCCGAGAAAGAACUCUGCAGAGAGGCUGUGCUUGCCUUCCCUCCCGUUCCGCCCUCGAUUCACGGAAGAGUCAAGUGGGAAGUCAUGGCCUUGGUUCUACGAUGCGGGAGUAUAGGACUGGGGAAGGGUAGGAUGAGAGGAAAGCUGGAGAGAACUGUACGAUGGACGCGGCAGACUGCAGGAGCAACGCCACCUGCACGGAACUUGAAAUUGAUUUUCACGAAUGCAAAUGCAACCGUGGAUACGUCGCUGACAACACCACUGGACAAUGCAGUGAAUCAUCAUUCAUAA